GUAACCGGAAGUUUGCAUCUUUAGCAAACUAAAUAUUCUCACGCCGGAUUUUUUCUUAUUUCAGGACAUUUAUCCCACACGUAUGGAUGACAUAGUUAUUUGAGAACUGUUGUUACACUAGCAGGCUCUUGUACGAGUAAAGUCGGCAGCAGAGAGGAUUUGACAAGAUAAAUAAGUCACUACAACUGUGCAUGUAUGUAGACUCCAACUCCUAAAGUGUGUGGAAUAAUUGGGGUUUUCUGUACGCCUUUUCAUGAAUGCAAGACGUAGUGCUUGUUAUGAGUACAAACGGAUACGUGUGUAGCAAAACAAUGCCACAAAAGAACUAGUAAUUGGAGAGACUACAUCUUAAAUAAUGCUUCAUCGUAUAUUUUCAGUAUGGUUUUGGUUCGGAUCAGAUCGCACUGGAUUCUGUCUGGGAACAUCUUCAUUGAUAACGAUCAUGCUGCUGCUGUAUGCUGGGGGCAUCCAGGCAAGUCUCAGCUUAGGUCCAGGUGGAGAAUUCCCAAGUCUUAGAGAUGUUUUCCUGUAUGCCCUCAGUCAUGAUGAGCUGUCCUCCCUGCUGGUCAGUGUUGCCUUCCUGCUGUUGGUUGGACCAUGUCAGGAGCGUCGCUGGGGCACAGUCACCCUGCUCGCCCUCUCCAUUCUGACAAUGACCGUCUCACCUCUUCUUUACUCCUUGGUCCUCUUUAUCGGAGGAGGUGAGGCGAGUCGGAUCUGUGGGUACUCUGCCAUCCAGCUGGCUCUGUUUGCAGCGCAGUGUCGUCAGGUGGCACAGAGGAGGGUGCUGAGGUGUCUGCCUGUCUGGUUUCUCCCUUGGCUUUUUCUGCUGAUUGGGCUAUUGCUGCUGCCUGGGACACCUGCCCUGCUUCACUUCUGCACAAUAUUCAUUGGACAUAACUACCAUCAGUCAUUCAUUGGGACGUUACAGGAGCUAGAGGAGGCCUGGCUCUUGGACUUUAUUCCUGAUUGGGUGUAUGUUCGAACUACAGCCAGGUUGAGAUUGCCCAUCUACACUACCUCAAAGAGAUCUGGGUCCCUUUCUCAGAUGAUGCCUGGUGAUCAGGAUGCUGCUCCCCCUAUGAGGGAUCCAUCUGUUUUGAACCACCACCCAUGGGUGGAUCCAGUACCUGCCUGGAUAAUAAACAAGUCUUCUGCACGGACUGAAGCCGAGGUGUUGGAGGAGCAGAUGCUAAAGGCAGGAAUACUGGCCUCGUUACAGGAUGCUCCUGACAACCCUGAUGCAAAAGUGGAGGUGGCCAAAUCAUCAGUUUCCUCUUUGCGACUCCAGCAGCUGGAGAAGAUGGGCUUCCCCACAGAGAAAGCUGUGGUUGCAUUAGCAGCCUCAAAACAGCUAGAUGGCGCCAUUUCUCUGCUGAUUGAUGACAGCAUCGGAGAACAGGCUGUGGUGGUAUCAAAAGGGAAAAGUCCUGCAGAGCUGCAGAGCAAAUAGAUGACCUCACACUCCUGGACUGAAACAGAGUUUGCUCGUGUGCAGCAAACUGGACUUACAUUAUGCUUGGGUUUUGCUGAGCUUCAGCAUUAGUUUUCCCCUGUGGGCUACUUGUCGAAGUAAUUUAAAGAUAAGAAUUCAGACUGAGACGUUUUAUUUCCAUGACUGUGAAUCUAAUCAAGUGUAAAUGUAAACUUGACUGCUACACUGGAGAGAGUGGAUGUCAUUUAUUAAUGCUGUGAUCUUGUUUAAUGAAUAAUGUUGCAACACAAAUAAAUUGAGGUGACAUGUUUAAAAAAAAAAAAGACAAUGAACAUUAUUUUAUUACACCAAUCAUCUAGACACGAUUAUCUUAACACAAUAA
Molecule: messenger RNA, 1817 nt
Organism: Centropristis striata (black sea bass)
Lineage: Eukaryota; Metazoa; Chordata; Actinopteri; Perciformes; Serranidae
Gene: rhbdd3
Product: rhomboid domain containing 3
Exons: 5
Coding region: 356-1453 (365 amino acids)
Cellular component (GO): membrane
Molecular function (GO): protein binding; serine-type endopeptidase activity
Source: RefSeq, a predicted model, not a curated record